Molecule: messenger RNA, 807 nt
Organism: Pseudocercospora fijiensis CIRAD86
Lineage: Eukaryota; Fungi; Ascomycota; Dothideomycetes; Mycosphaerellales; Mycosphaerellaceae
Gene: TIP41
Product: TAP42 interacting protein
Exons: 1
Coding region: 1-807 (268 amino acids)
Biological process (GO): TOR signaling
Cellular component (GO): cytosol
Source: RefSeq, a predicted model, not a curated record
AUGGCGGAAAAUGGGGCACUUCCGGGCGCGCAGACUGCGACGAGCAGAAAUGGAGUCUGGCGCAUCAGCACUCGCAAGCAACCCAUCCUGAAAGCCGAGCCGAUCGAAGCUCUGUCCAACGACAUAGGCAUUCCCAUUCCCGAGAUGAUCUUUGGCGACAACUUUGUCUCGAUAUCGCACGUCAAAUCUGGCUGGACGCUAUCGUUCAAUGCACGCGACGCGCUGGAUCGGGUGUCUAAGACCGAGGAAGGGAUGCUUCAAGUCGCAGUUGCUGAAGAGUGGAAGAAAGAGCGAUCGCAUCAAGAAGAGGUCAAGCAGGUAGUGAAGCCUUUCGACUGGAGCUAUAGCACAGACUACAAGGGCACGACAAAUGCUGCGACUGUAAGUGGAGAAUGGCAAGCUAGUUCACAAGCAAAAGAUCCCAUCCGGACAGAUCUGCUCAGCCGGCAGGAUCCGAUCCAGUUCUUCGAUGCUGUGGAUUUGUACGAAGACGAGCUUGCGGAUAAUGGAAUUGGCUUGCUCAAUAUCAAAGUCAGGAUGAUGCCAGAGAGGUUGCUUCUACUGUGCAGAUUCUUCUUGCGGCUUGAUGGGGUCAUCAUCAGGAUAAGAGACACGCGGGUGUACGUGGAGCACAACACGAACAAGGUUAUCAGGCAGUAUACAGCAAAAGAGGAGAAGUAUUCGGUAAUCGAAGAGAAGCUUCGAGGCAUGAGGGAGAGUGUGCCUGAAGCAUUUCGGGAUGCGAAUCAGCUGGCUCAGCUUCUGCCGACUGUUGAGGAUACAACGGACAUUUUCGAGGUUUCAUGA